UGGGAAGUGUAACAUCACACAUCGAUUCGGCGGCCCUGCAAGCUCGAAAAACUUUCCGUUUCCGCGUUUCUUGCGGCUGCUGAUGUUUCUUUACAAAGUAAGCGGUAGUUUGUUUUCGUUGGUUUGAUAGGAACGCGUGUGGUGCGGUGUAGAAAGUGACCGUUCUACGAACCGAUGUGCUGAUAGAAACGUGACUGUUGGUUAUGCGGUGGUUCCUGUCACGAACAGCAGCCCUUGUUCAACCCCUGUUUCACGAGUCUCGCUGCGACGAAGGAGGGAAGCUCUGCAUGAUACAAGCGUGGAGGUCACUGCAUUGCGAUUGGCGGCGCUGUAGUAGCGUCGACGAGAUACCAACAAGGACGACUACGGCGGCGGCGGCGGCGGCGGCGGCGGCGGUGACGACGACGACGACGACGACGACGUCGACGACAACGACGACGACGACGACGAGGACGUCGACAAGAACGACGGCGUGAUCGUGUCGCGGGGGUGGUGGGGUUGAAAAUCGGCGCUUGCCCGGUGUCUCCUGUAUGCCUCUAUCUCCCCUCGAUUUCCUUCCCCUUUUUCCAUCCACUGCCCCCUAUUCUCUCUGGCGGCUCUUACUCCUACCCACCACGUGCGUAAGAGGUACGUGUGCGUGCUGUAGCGGCGCGUAGCCACGCACAUGCGAUCCGGAGUAGAGGAGAGAAGGAGCGCAGCACUAUCGACGCGGCUGCGCGUACAACCGGCCGAUUCUACCAGAGAGGGGCUUCGUGUGUAGUGGGGGGCGCGUGUCACCUGUCGUGGCGUUGCGCGGUGUCAGUGUGACGCCGACCGUCGUGAGUUUCGGAUCGUUUCGCGGUGCGUUUCAACAUCACUGAUCGCACGGUGUAUCGGGAUAGACGCAUACGAUCGCGUAUUAUAUCUACGUCGCGUUCGUGCGCCGAUUCGUCGUUGCCUGCGUCUCUUUCGCUUACACGCGUACACGCACGCGUCUUCUCUCUCUUUCCCUCUCUCUCUCUCUUUCUCUCACUCCCCCUCUCUUUCUCUCUUUCACUCUAUCUUUCUCACUCUGUGUCUCUUUCUUUUUCUCUGUCGCUCGUCCGCUUUUCUCCCCUCACGUAAUCUCUCCUUGUCCCUUUUCGAUCGCCGGCCGAUUUUCGGAUACGUCGUCGAGGUGCGUGCAGGCACGCCGCGUUCGAUCUCGUGAAUGUGCGCGAUCAGGAAGACGGCCGUCCGCAAGGAAACAUGCGUGAACAGAGCUGGAGGACAACGACUGCGACAACGACGAGGAGCACGCUGCACGUGACUGCGGCACCCUCGCACGUUUUGCUGCAGUGAGUGGAGAGAAAGGGAGGAAAAAGAGAGUGAUAGAAACACGUCCUUUCUCCUUCCGUUGUUACGUCGGAGCCUGUGCUUAACGGGGAGUAAAGAGUGCCGGUGGUUGGUGCGGUAUUCGUGAGUUACCGAGGUUCUUUCUCCUUUGCGUGAUCCACGGAGGAGACUACGAAUCCUGGCACGUUUUCGGCGUCGUUCGAACCAUCCGAGAGAAGAUGAGGCGUACCAUCUUGGAAACGAGGAUGCACCCCGUGUUAUCCUGCUGGUGCGUUGUCGCCACCGUCACCCUCGUCUUCGCUGCAUGGCAGGAAAACAUCAGGCCGAAGAUGUACGUCCAACUCGGUGCCGAAGAUGUGUUCAGGUUUACGGGGAACGAGACGCACACAGACUACUUUCGGCUGGUACUCCGGGACGGGAACUAUCUUCUGGUCGGCGGAAGAAAUCUCGUGCACAAUCUGAGCCUGACUGACUUGACCGAGCAACAAAGGUUGACUUGGUACUCGACCGACAGUGACGUGAAGAUGUGCCUGGUGAAGGGCACCCCCGAGGAGAAUUGCCAGAACUACAUUCGCAUCCUCGUCAAGACGGACUCGAACACGUUGCUGGUGUGUGCGACCAACGCUUUUAAGCCUAUGUGCCGCGACUACGGGGUACACCCCGGCAACUAUACGAUCCUGAAGGAGAAGGGAGGCCAAGCGAUGUGCCCGUACGACCCUCGUCACAACAGCACCUUCGUCUACGUAGACGGAGAACUUUACACCGGCACGGUGGCCGAUUUCGCGGGCAUGGAUCCCAUCAUCUAUAGGGAACCGCUGCAGACCGAGCAGUACGACUCCAAGAGCCUAAACGCGCCAAACUUUGUCAGCUCCAUGGCCCAGGGAGACUUCGUCUACUUCUUCUUCCGGGAGACCGCCGUGGAAUAUAUCAAUUGCGGCAAGACCGUCUAUUCUCGCGUGGCGAGAGUCUGUAAAUACGAUCGAGGUGGUCCGCAUCGAUAUCGCAAUAGGUGGACCUCGUUCCUAAAGUCUCGUCUCAAUUGUUCCGUCACCGGAGACUUUCCUUUCUACUUCAACGAGAUACAAUCAACGACGGAACUGAUAUCGGGCCAGUACGGCAAUAAGUCGGCGCAGCUGAUUUACGGCACGUUCACUACCCCAGUGAACAGCAUCAGCGGCUCGGCCGUCUGCGCCUUUUCCUUGCAAGACGUCACCGACACGUUCAAGGGUAACUUCAAGGAACAGAGCGCCAUCAACUCGAACUGGCUGCCGGUUCAGAGUACCAAGGUUCCGGACCCGAGGCCCGGCCAGUGCGUCAACGACUCCCGAUCUCUGCCCGAUCUGACCCUCAAUUUUAUCAACACGCACUCCCUCAUGGACGAGCUGGUGCCGAGCUUCUUCGGUCAGCCUAUCGUCAUACGCACCAGUUUCCAUUACAGAUUCACGCAGAUCGCCGUGGAUCCUCAGGUGAAGACUCCAGGCGGUAAGACGUACGACGUGUUGUUCAUCGGUACGGACAAUGGAAAGGUGAUCAAGGCGGUGAACGCCGAGUCGGCCGACACACACCUGAAGGUCAGCCCUGUGGUGAUCGAGGAGAUCCAGGCGUUCCCGUCAACGGUGCCGGUGCGCGGCAUCAAAGUGGUGAGAGCCUCGCAGGCCGGCGACGGCCUCGAGGACGGCAGGCUGGUCGUGAUCGCCGAUAGCCAAGUUCAGGCGCUCAGGCUACACCGGUGCUACAGUGAUAGGAUCUUGUCGUGCGGCGAGUGCGUGGCCCUGCAGGAUCCGUAUUGCGCCUGGGACAAGGUUGAGGGCAAAUGCCGAGCGUUGGUCGGGCCCGCAGCCACCGAUGCGAGCAGAUUUCUGCAGAGCGUGGCGACCGGACUGCACGCCUCGUGUCCACCGAGCAAAACUUCGAACAAGGACGCGAGCAGCGUCGGCGCCAUCUCCGCCAACCAGAACAAAUUCCCGCAGGACUCGAUGAUACCGAAUAAGGAGGGUCAAGGCGGGGAGAUCAUCAAUAUCAUGCAGGACGAGGAACAGGAUAAUUCGGGUCCGGAGGUAUCAGCGGCAGACUCACCACCGCCGCAGUAUUCCGUAGAGACCCUGGUGAUGGCCGUGGUAGCCGGCGCGUUGGCAGCUCUGUUGGUCGGCUUCGUCGCAGGCUACCUGUGCGGCAGGAAAUGUAGAAAAGACGAGGACGAUAAUCUGCCGUAUCCGGACACGGAGUACGAGUACUUCGAACAGCGUCAAAACGUAAACAGCAGGCUAGCACCGGAACCGAAACUACUGCCCCAGGAGGAAGUGACCUACGCGGAACCGGUGUUGGUUCCGCAGCCUCCGAAGCUUCAUUCGCCGAAAGGGACGAUGCGAAAGCCGCCACCAACCCCGACGGAAACGCUGUUCCAGUUCCCAGAUGGGUAUGGUUUCCGCGGGCCGAGGGACAACUUUGGGACCCUACGAUCCCACCAGGGUGACGCGUAUCGACGCAACGAUGGGUUCGCGACCACCCGCAGCGUGAAGAAAGUUUAUCUCUGAGAAACGAGCGAGGAGGGAGGUGGCCGUCACCGGAGCUUAGGACGGCCAGCGCGCAAUCGGCACAACGCGACCACAGCGGCCAGGAGUAGUCGCGCUGUGACGUCUGGGGGACAGUCGAAUCGCGAACUCGCGGGCCCGAGGGCGCUUGAAUCGCCUUCGCCACCCUCGAGCGUCUCGUCUAGUUCCCCGUCUCCUCCCUCCUCGUCACCCUCGCCGACCCUCGUACCGAUCGCCAUGAGCGGUGGUUCGCCACCACCGCCGACGCCGCCCUGCAGUUACAUCUAUCGAUCAUAGUCGUCGUCGUCGUCGGCGUCGGCUUCCUCGCCGCCGCCGUCGUACUCUGCUUCUUGUUACGCGACGCCAGCAGCAGGGACACCGUUCUACAGUCCCGCUGCGCGUUCCGAUCCUGUAUAGUAGCGUGUGAGCGCUCACUUUCCCUGUUUUCGUUUCCUUUCGUUGCGCGUUCCUUGCGUUUUCGCUUGAUCCUCGGUUGCCUUUCAGUCCGUCGGAAUCGCCGAUACGGGCAUCGGUCGAGUCUACUACCAGGAUUACCGAGUAUCAAUGUCGUCGUCCGACGACGAUUCUUCUCUAGGGAAAGGACUGCUCCAGCAAGAAGGUAAAGCCGGCCGUGUCGAUCGAGCUCGGUAAUCCGGCUCGAUCGUGCUAGAUGGUGCGUUGAGUCGUUCGCAAUGGAACGUCGCGAUCUCCGCCGUUUUAUCGAUAAAUUCCCGAAAACCCACGCGUAGUAUUAUGGCAAAGGUUACUUCUCGUGAAGUCAAUUAAAAGAGACUAUCGUCGGACUCGACUUGCGAUUUUUCUAAUGUUGUAAUAUUUAACGCGAGUGUUUGACAGUGCCAUAAUUGUUCGCGUAAUACUACCGCGUGCCUCGAAACUAAGGGAUACCCGCACCACGCUCGUUUCGUCUCUGUCCCUUUCGAUAGAGGGACGAACGAUCGGAAUCUCUCGAUUCGAUGGUGGACAGGAAGCAGAGGGAGGGAAUGAAACGAAGAAAAUAUAUAUGAAUAUAUGACGUUGGACUUUAGUCGUCACGGCAUCGUGCCAUAAACGUUCGAUCGUUUCCAGUAAAAUCGCGGAGAUCGCCACGUCGCCUUUACGAUGCGUCGGUUAAUUAACAGACUCUCUUUAAGUGACUGAUAGUUUGGCGAAACGGAGUUAUCGCCGAGAGAUUACCACGGCCGAUUUCUAAUUUUAUCGUACGUUUCGGAAACGCGCGUUUCACCACCUGCACAUAUACGUAAUACAGAGAGCAAAUGGGAAUAGAGAAAGAGCUAGAGAAGAACAAGUAUGCGUGAGAGGUGUCUAAAAUUUAACAGAGAGAAAGAAGUUAAAGAGGGAAUGUAGAGAGAGAGAGCUAGCCAUGGAGAGAGCAAACGAAAGAGACAUAGAACUUGUAUGUAAAUAAUACACGUAUAUAAAAAGAGAAGAAACAAAUAACAUAUACGAAGAAGUUUAAGAGUUCUAUGAGCUGCAGAUGCGGAAAGGGAGAAACGAGAAUCAGUCCAUCUAGAACCUGGACCCGAUGAUACACGUAGAUAUCUAUCUUAAAGUGCUUCUUAUUUCAGUGUGUUUAGAAGUAACGCGUAUGUGAUAUAUAUUAUAUGACGAAGUGUUUUCUAGAAGUUGAGAGAAAGGAGGAGAGAAAGCGAAAGAGCGAGAGCGAUGGAGUAGGUGCGAUGGACGCGGCGAUGAUGUACUCGACGAUCCUUUGUUCACAAGAAUUCACCGCUGCGAUAUUACCAACAAUCUGUCGAACGUUUUCGUGAAAAAUUUACAAAAUUUUCCAUCGAGUUUUGUCCGACGCUUUUACCUUCGUUAUAUUCGUUCCUCUUUCAUCCUUUGCGUUUCCGUCUCGUCCCCCAUCGUCCAGUAUAACACCGAUUCUGUGAACAAUCGAGCGAGAGUGUCACGCCGCCUUCGUUCAUUUUUUCGUUGUUUUCUUUGUUCUUGUUCGACACGCACACUAUCACACUAAGUACACAGGACAACGGACUGGCGCGUUUGUUACGGCGUUUUUCUUAUCGCCGAUCCGUAUCGGUCAGCAAUCCGAUCGAUCGGCUGGUCUUUUUCGAUUGAGAAACGAAGGCUCGCCCGACACACGCCCCCUAAAACGGUAAGACUGAUAAGACUCCUUGGCCGGGCGAGCCCCUCCAUCCGUUUAUCGUUGUUAGAGUACCGUUAGAUCGGCAUCGACCAACACGGUUUCCUUUUUCGACAGUACAAAUUUUCAUCGCGUUUCAUACACGAUAUACGUUGGUCUUGUUUCACGAGCAGGCAACGCGGGCGCCCCGCCACUUCUUUCCCUAUGCUUGAAAAUAAAAAAAAAAAAAAAAAGAAAGAAAAUCAACGCGAAGGACUGUGCGGUUUAUCCACGUUCCUGGCAAAAUACUGUCGUUUGCAUGCGUCCGAGAACCUUGCGAGAAGGAGGAGGAUACAGGGCGCUGAGCAUCCUGCGCGUGAAACGACAGGACAGGCUGACAAGAAAAAGGGGACUCGAUUUACACACACAUGCAUUACAUAUACACGCACGCGCGCGCGUACACACACACACACAUACACUACACGUAAUACACGCGUAUACAUAAAUACACAAUCAGACGCGCGCGCAUGUUGACGCAGAGCGCGGACAGCCGCGCGUUUCAAAGCUGCCAUGUAUUAUCGACCCGACGCUUCUCGUCGUUGCAAAAUAUCUAAUUGUACCUCCGGUGUAGGUAGCGUAUUUUUAACGGCUUGUUUUCACUUGGGUCGGUCGGAGGGGAGCGGACGUUUUCUAAGUUUGAUACGAUAUUAAACGAGUUCGCGCUUUAUCCGUUUAAGGUUCUACUAAAUCUCUCCUAAUGUGAUCCUUUUCACGAAUGGAAGACUCAGGCACGAUACCAAAGAUUAUUACUUAUAACUAAGCACACCGUUGCUCUUUGCGAUGAUGAUUGAACGUUAGAGGCGCACAAAAUAACAAAAAGAAAAAAUAUGAAAAGAGGUAACGUUUUAGGGAUUGCUGACCCCUCGCACAAAAUCGAACGCUCCCGAAGUUAACGUUUGAAAGCAACGCGCUCGUAUAACCUCGAACCGUGCGGAUGGUUCUUUCUUUUUUUUUUUUUUUCUGUCUUUUACCCUUCUUUCGUCUCUCCUUUCGACGCGCGCGCUAACGUUCGUUUACUGAUUUUUCUACCAACCGUUAGCGAAUCGCAACGAUUCCUUCCUCCGUUGACUUCGUUGCCGCACGUUAUGUGUUCAUUGCGAGACUACGAAACCCAAUCGGUAGCGUCGUUUUACAAACGCUGUGGCGUUUCGCGCGUCGCUCGAAUCACGGUAUUUCGAUUCGAUUUCUCAAUUGAAAGAGGGGUGAAAGAAGGGUUCGACGAGUUUUUCAACGACGGCGUUGACGAUCCAGCAAUCGGGGGACACACCGAGAUCACGAUUCGACGAAGGCGAAGGGAGAAAACGAUCGAAUCGCGCACGACGUUGGAAUCAAGUAAUGCAUGAAAGGAUGCGAGAGGAGAGAAAGCGUCGCGAUCGUUGCACGUUCGGAGAUAUUUUUCGUGACGGGGAUACCGAGUUAGCAACGUGAUGAAACAAUAAGAGGAAAAUGGCAGGGAUAUUUGAAGGAGGGGGAGAGAAAGAGAGAUUGAAAUCAGAAUUUUAUGAUAAUCUUAACGAUAUUAUAAUCGAACGUUGAUACUUGUAAUAAGAGUUAAAGGGACAAAAAUAGGGAGGGAGACGUUAACAGAGAUUCGUGUUAAACGUGUUCAAAGGAACUCGCGCGUUCGUGUUGUUUAAGCCAAUAAGGAACGGAUUCCAUCCAAGAUAAAAAAAAAAGAAAAAAAAAAACAAACAAAAGGGAAGAUUGAUCGGCGAUGUCGCUUGUUGCGUGAACGACGUUUCUUUUUCUUUCUUCAGCCAUGUUAAUCGAGUUUUCUUCGUUGGAAAACGUGAAAAGCGGAUACGCGAGCGAUAGAGAAAUAGACGUUUGGUGAAAAUUUGCGUUGCCAACGCGUGGCGGCAGGCGGGACGCGAUAAUUUCAUGCAUUAUUGUAUUUCAAUCGCUUAACGAAUUCCAGCAUUUCCAUAUUUUCUAUUCCUGUUUCUUUCUCUUUUCCCUUUCUUUCUUUUUUUUAUCUCUUUUUACUCUUCUUUUGUACACGCCAUACGUUUAUAUUUAAUGGGAAAGCGAAAAACGGAAUGGGAAUAAGGAGAAAAGAAAGAUGAAAGAUAAGGUAGAACGGUGGAUGGAGAUAACGAGAGAAUGCGCGUGUGCUUGAUCGUGAAAAGUUUAGCCAGUUAUUACAAUUAUAAACUGAGAAAAUAAUUAGGUAGAUAUACGGGGUCUUCUCGUUAAAGAAGAAGCGCUCCGAUUAGAUGAUCGCAGCAUGUAUGAAACAAGAGUUUGAUGAUGAAAGCUUAGACAUAAGUAGAGGAUUAGCGAACGGUAUUUAUAUAUAUAUAUAAUAUAUAUGUAUAUAUAUAUAUAAAUAAAUAUAAAUAUAAAUAAAAAAUAUAUAUAUAGAACGCUUGAAACGUAUAUUAAUAUUAUAACUUUUUAUAAAUAUAUUUUUCCGUCGAAGUCUAGCCUAGUUGGAUACAUACACGGUUAUUAACGACUAUUAAUUUAUCCGAUCUGAUUACUAUAUCGAGGAUCUAGCGUUAAUUCGAACAUUUUAGACGUCAUAGUUUUACAUGAUAGACGAAGUUGUACGAAUUGUAAGUGGCUCGAAGGGAGAUUCAAGGAUGGCAGGUGGAGCCGGAGAAUGAAAUGAAAAAAUACAUUAGUACCUAACGUUAUGAAAUUUAACUACUAGCGUUGAGCCACUCGUGGAAGGGUCGCUCAGCCGCUUCUCGAUCAUCCAUCGACGGACGUUACCACGCGAAACUUCGUCGGCGUUUGCGCUCGACGUUGACCUUUCCUCCCUGAGUAUCUGUUGGACGUCGGCGAACGUCGAUGAAAUUGUUCGCUCGCCUAGGAAAAUCGAUCGACGUGAGUGCCCGCGAAGCGACCAGUCGCCCUUUCUCGUGCUUUGUAAUUAAGAAACAAAAGAGUGCGAAAGAUAAAGACAGGCGUCGGAGAGUUAAAGUUAGCGAGUGAGAACGACUAAAAGAGUGCGAGCGAAAGUGUGUCGAGAGAACCAGGAGGAACGAGUACGUUCAUAAUACACGUAUACAUAGACUUGCAUAUACACGAAUCCUUCGUUUCGUUUCUAUUCUUCGGUUCCCUUUUGAUUUUUCCAAAGAAAGAGAGCGAACGAAAGAGAGAUGAAGCGUGUGCGUGAGAAGGGCGCAAGGAGAGCGUGAGAAAAAGGGUGAGAGAAUAUGAGAACGAGAGCCCGCCACCAAGAAUGCCCGGAAUCCUCCUCUCCCCCCAAGCCCAUGACAAAAAAAAAAAAAAAUUGUAACGCGGCACGGGCUCUCGUUUUACGCGUACUGGUACACCAGCGAGCACUAAUUACCACAUGUAACGCUAAUUAAUAAUUACCGAUAACUACCAAGUAAUAAUCAUACUGUUAACUAAAGUAACGAACGCGAUCGCGAUACUAGAGGAUUUCUAAAGGGCGAACAAGAUGAACACUAUAGUAUUUAUCAACGAUAAAGUAACGAGAACGUAACACGUAUUUUGCUUCUUCCUAAUACAGUGCCGUUUACGCUAUUUUUUACUGUAACUGAUAGAGAAAUUCGGCCAAGGAUGUGGCGCGCGACAUUUCGGGGGCGAGCGUGCGGCCACUCUUUCAACAAAUAUUCGCGAGAUCGUGCGAUUCGUCAAGAGCAAGAGAGAGAGAAAGAGCGAGAGCGAAACCAGAGUGAAAGGGAACGAGUCGAGUUUCUAUUUAGUCGGCUAUCGUGAAAACGUGAUGGUCGUGAAACCGUGACUCUGGGUCGUUUUAACGGCGCGCGCGAACGCCUGACACACGGACUCUCGUCGUCUGGGGGACGAAUACGGAACCGAUUAGUCGACGCGGCAAACCCUUUUGUACGCCACCGCGAUUCCUCGGGGCGUUUGUAAAGAUCGCCGAUUCGUACAAGCUCCGACCUUGUCCAAGUAUCGUCGUUUCGAUCAAUCGUUCGCGCAUUUUCCCCGUUGAUCGCCCUGGCAGUCGCUUAUUCCACAUCUCGACAAGUUUCUGCCGUGUAAAACGCGUAUGGGUGCAUCCACUGUCAAUUACAACGGAAUCAACGGCAUAAUUUUCAGUCGUUCUAUAUCGCAUGCUUUCAAACUCCUCUCGUCUGUGACCUCUUCUUCCCGACUUUUUCAUCACGCAGAAACGGGCUACAAACCGCGUCUACAGCGGCAGAAACUCGCGGACGUAGAUGAGUCCUGCUUUGCUUUGGAAAAGCGUUUCGCUGUCACGGGCUGUUCCAGUUUUACAAGUCGCGCGCGCAAAUUUUAUAGGCCCAGAGUCACGAACGUGGGAUAAAAAAAAUAAAAAUGGUAGGGCAGGGGGCCUUUGACUUAAUUAACGCGCGUGAUCGCGUGUCUCGCAGUAAUUUAUUAGUGAGAAUGCCGUUCGAGGCCGAUCGACGACAGGGUGAAAGAGAAUGGGAAUGCGUGAGUGAGAGAGUUGUACGUGUACGUGUGCGAAAAAUCAUGGGGAGAGAACGAGAGUAGUGAAAAUUUUUUGGCGCGACGUUUCGAUGGCGCAAGAAAUUAUUCCAUUUGUUCAUGCGACUACCCGCCAUGGAUUCCGCCGUGGAGCCGAUCGCGGGCAGCCGUACCGAUUUUAAAAGAGUACAGUACCGGAGGAAUGAAUAAUAAUUAAUAAUAAUAUUAAUAAUACUAAUAAUAACGAUAUUGCAUUAAUACCGAAGGUAUAUUAUUGCCGAUAAUUAUAUUGUAACGAUACGAGAAUGAUAUUAUAUAUAAUACUCUUUAUAAACGCAGGCAGGAGAUGAUUAUGCAACGUGGUGAAGUACUGAGGAUUAUAGAGAGUGAACCGUGAACGAGAAAGAGAGAGGAAAAAUGCACGCGCGAGAUCGAGAGAAUGAGACGGACGAAUGGGAGGGAGAAACUGGCAGAGAGAUUGCGACCAGACGAGAGAAAGAGAGAAAGAAAAGAAAAUGAAAGAACGAUAAGUAGUCUUUUUCGCAGUAGGCUGAUGGUAGAGACACGGCACGUCUAAUAUUAACAAACAAAAAAAAAUAUAAUUAAAAAAGUAAAGUAAAAAAUAUCAUAACGCGAAAAAAGAUACAGUAGUAAUUUACUAUCGGCUGACACGUAGUGUGAAUGCUGACAUAGGAGAAGCAUGCUGGCAACGAGUGCUUUUGUGGAUUCCGAGAGAUGGAUGUUUGAGAAGAAAACAAGGUCGGCUCGCUUUCGUCAUCUUUCUUCCGUAAAAACGGUAAGCGCGUCGGCAACGAGAUGCAUCCGAUAGUUACGACGUACAAUAGCCACAUUGUCGAUUCGCCGAUGUAAUUAAGAAAAAGAGAGAUCCGCGUUGGCAUCGAUGGCGUCGUCGACGACACGACGAAAUCGUUACCCUUAGCCUCGUUACGUCCAGCGACAAUGAACGCGAUCGAUACCGGCGAAGAUCUCGGAACGUCACUCGCUUUCCUGCAAACGAGAGAUCCGGCGACAGUGGCGCGAGAAGCAUAAACGAAGACGCGAUGGAAAGGGGAUUCGCUACCAUUACCGUAUUGCGUCUGUUAUGCCUGACAUAGUUUGCUAUUAAGAAAAAGAGAAGGCGAGGUAUUCGUGGUUGAAGAAGCUUACAGAAAACGUAGAGCGGCGAGCUUUCGAACGGAAGAGAGCGCGCCGAAGGGAAAAGAAGCGGCAAGAACGGGAAUAAGGAGGAUGCGAAGGCGAGCCAAAGAGGAAGAUCGAGCAGCAGGAUUGCGAAGAGAAACGAAAGAGUAUGAGGAAUAUUGCGAAAGAGCAAGUGAGAGAAUGAGAGAAUGCUAGAAUACGAGGGUGGCGAGCUAGGGGGAGAAAAUGAAGAGGAGCGAUUGUAGAUUCGGAAAGUCACUUAGCCAGCAGACUGCUGUUCAUAGUGCCCUGUUAUAGUGGGUUCCCUAGGCAGAGCGGCAGAGACGCGAUUAAAAAGCGAAAACAAGAGAGGCGGACAAGAGGAGAGAGGCAGGAGAGAAUCAAGUUGUUGGUGAAGAGCGCGUGGAAGAGGGCGAGGAACGAAAUGUCGGGAAUCGGAUGAAUCGCGCGUGGCCCCGACCAGCGAAUACGCGGAUGCCAGAUUCUUUUUUUUUUUUUUUACUAUUAUUUUUAUUAACAAUCGCGUGGGAAUUUCGAUCGAAGAGAAACGCGAUCGUGACAACGACUAUGUAGAUUAAUCGUGACAAACUCGCCGAUGUCGCGACCGAUAUUCCUUGCUCGUGCCGUGGAUCGAUCCGACCUUUUUGCCCAUCGAAUCUCUGACGUCAGAUAUUUUCUCCCUUUGCAGUCGCGUUUCGAAAAGGUUGUUCGCGGAAUCGCCGUGCCGCUCGAUGAUCGAAAACAACGCGCAACCUCGUUUACGAGCGAUAUCGUGCCAAGAGGUGCGAUAUUAUCGAUUACCAUUACCGCAACCGACUUUGGCAUACUGUACGACCGUUAUCACCGCUCUCGCGUUCAAAGAGACCGAAGCUCGUCGUUGGAUCGUUGUAUUCGAUGAUCGAUCGGUGGCACGGAAUCCGCGCGUCCGUAUACUAUUCGCGAAUCGAUCACGAACGAGGAAGGUAUUGGAAUCGUCGACGAAGCAUUCUACGAGUCUCUCGAGGCUAAUGAUGGUUUGAAGAAAGGAAUCGUAGCUUGGUAAUAACGAGGUACUCCGCUCUCUGCCCACGGGACCCUGAUCUAUUUUUCAGAAUACGCUAUUGUGAUUAUUACUAUAUGAUAACAUUUAAAAAAAAAACACUAAAAUCACAAAAAACACCUUGUACUAUUGUUUAUUAUACGAUUCUGACGAUUAUUAUUUAUAAUGUUAAUAAUCUAUAUUAACGAUAAUUACCGCAUUAUACCAUUAUUAUAUUUAGUACUAUUUAGAGAGUGAGGCUGCUACUAUAUUAAUGAAUUAAGUACUAAGUAACGGAUUAAGUAAUUCAUUAGACUUUAUAUAUAAAUAUAUAAAUAUUACUAAACAUACUCUUCGCGUCAAACUGCGUUUAUCGGUUUUCUCUUCGUAUACACGUUGAUUUCCUAUACAUAUAUGAAAUAUAUAUAUAAAUAUAUAAAUAUAAAUAUACAUAAAGUAUCGAAUAAUCACAGUACGACUGCCUCUGACUCGAUUUUCUUUUCCGGGCGCUUAUUCAGUCGGCGUUACGAACGUUCUUUCGUUUCACCCAUUUACAUUCGACGACUACGUUAUUUUAUAUAUCGUAAUAGACAUAGACUGUACCACGAAAUAUUAAGUAAAAAUAAAUUUGAUUAGGUAAUA
Messenger RNA from Bombus terrestris (buff-tailed bumblebee), 13216 nucleotides. RefSeq names its product semaphorin-1A (gene Sema1a). Gene Ontology annotation, molecular function: chemorepellent activity; semaphorin receptor binding. Gene Ontology annotation, biological process: negative regulation of axon extension involved in axon guidance; semaphorin-plexin signaling pathway; positive regulation of cell migration. Lineage: Eukaryota; Metazoa; Arthropoda; Insecta; Hymenoptera; Apidae. The coding region runs from base 1533 to 3848 and encodes 771 amino acids. The record is from RefSeq and is a predicted model, not a curated record. The transcript has 10 exons.